GCAAAAGGAGGGGGAAAAUCUCUAGGGUUUUAGAGCGCGGAAACAGACAGGGAGAAAAGGAGUGAAGGGAGACUUCCGGGGCUAGGGUUUCUGAUUUGCGGGCCAAAAAAGAAGGAAAGAUGGUGGCAGACAAGGGAAAGAAGAUGAAAUUGUCUGAGAAAGGAGAAGAUGAGAACUCGGAGCAAAUUGAUGGAGAGCUUGUCCUUGCCAUCGAGAAGGUGCAGGAGCUCCAAGACAAGCUCGAAAAGAUCAACGAAGAGGCUAGUGAGAAAGUCUUGGAAGUGGAACAGAAGUAUAAUGAGAUACGCAAGCCUGUGUAUGAUGAGCGGAAUGAGCUCCUGAAAAACAUUCCAGAUUUCUGGUUAACUGCAUUCUUGAGUCAUCCUGCCCUAGGUGGACUUUUGACUGAAGAGGAUCAAAAGAUAUUCAAGUAUAUAAGCUCUCUUGAAGUGGAGGAUUUUAAAGAUCUCAAAUCUGGAUACUCUAUUACAUUUAACUUCAACCCCAAUCCUCAUUUCGAAGAUACUAAGCUUACAAAGACAUUUACCUUUAGUGAUGAAGAAGGAACAAAGAUUACUUCUACUCAGAUCAAGUGGAAAGAGGGCAUGGGCUUGCCAAAUGGAGUUAAUCAUGAAAAGAAAGGAAACAAGCGACAAUUAGCUGAAGAAAGUUUCUUUACCUGGUUUACUGAUGGCCAACAGAAAGAUGAAUUGGAUGAACUGACAGAUGAGAUAGCAGAGAUCAUCAAGGAGGAUCUGUGGCCCAAUCCUCUCACUUAUUUCAACAAUGAUGCUGAUGAGGAGGAUUUAGAUGGUGAUGAAGAGGGGAAAGAUGAUGACACAGAUGAUGAGGACGAUCAAGAUGAGGAUGAUGAUGAGGAUGAUGGUGACGAGGACGGCAACUAAACUUAAGGCCUUUACAUAAGUUGGUAACGUUCGCUAUUUUGAUAAGAGCUUGUGUAAAGUUGACUCUAAUGGUUGCUUAAGUCCAUGGCUUAUGGUGAGGAUGACCACCUUUAGACAUAGGUUUUCUCUUGUCCUAUAAACAAACUGGAACUACUGUCAGUUCAGCUUCAACCUUUUUUCUUUGACUUAUCGGAUUCCUUCAUGAUAUGCGAGCUUCUAAAUGGUGUUGCCAUGAUGACAGUUUAUUUAUAUAGCUAUGCUUUGAACUCUUUUAUGAAGAAAGUGUAAAAUUAUAU
This is a messenger RNA of Rubroshorea leprosula, 1201 nucleotides long. The record is from the annotation of a GenBank genome assembly. Lineage: Eukaryota; Viridiplantae; Streptophyta; Magnoliopsida; Malvales; Dipterocarpaceae.